CCCUCAGUGAAUAAGGUUCUACUGCUUUACAGGCAGAUUUUAAAGCGAGGAAAGUCACUGAAGUACACAGAUUAUGAUUUUUUUCGGCGGACGAUCAGACGAGAGUUCGAACAGCAAAGGGAUGAAGUGGAAAUCAAAGUCAUUAAGGAACAGUACGAGGUACUCUCACAUCAAUUUUGUAACAGUUCUACUGUUUUAUUGUUUUGAACCCUUCACCAUUUUUUUAUGUUCUUCUUGGUUAACCCUCACCUAAUAUACGGCGUACAUGUACACGCCUGCCAUACUCUUCACCCUGACUCUUAGACCAUUUUCUUUUUCUCCGUUAAGCGUCGUCUGACCGACCCAAAUUUUUGGCGUUUAAAAAAAAAAACAAAACAAAACAAAACAAAACAAAAAGUAACGAUGUAGUUAAACCAUUUUUCACUUGAAAUAAUUCUUUUAAUCUGAAAAAUGAGCAUAGUAACAGCAUAGAGAACAACAGGAACAAAAACAUGAACAUUUUUUACAGUAUAUUGUCCAUUUUGUUAAUCCAAAUAUGUGAAUGUUAACUUUUAACGUCGUCCUGGGGUACCAGGGCCUACUAUUCCGAGACUUCAUGUGAAUUCCUUUUUAGGUUUUUUUUUUUUUCAAUCCGACCGACCGACCCAAUAUCAGAAAACGCAUUCGACGCUAAACACAAAAAAAGGUGGGAUGGCAUUAGUUGAAAAAGGCAUAAGAUUUUUAUCCCGAGCUGGAAGUCCAGAAUGUUUCGUAGAGAACUCGAUCGAAGACAUCCUAAGACUUUCUGAAGAUUUUAAAGGCCUUCCAAGCACUCUGAAAUUCUCGAGAAAGAAAAAAAAAAAAAAACCUCCCUUUAAUGCAUCAGUCAAAUCCAACAGCACCCAACCACAGUUACAUUUGACUGAUGCAUAAAGCUGGAUAGAGUUUUCCGUUUAUCUACAACCACUCACAUAUGGGUUGGGGGGGGAUUAAUGAAGAUAAUAAAAUGUCUUUAUUCUUCUUGUUUUACUGUAUUGUCUUUUUAUUAGAAAGGGGCACACUUUCUGAAGUCAAAUUUAGGAGGACUACAGUGA
Messenger RNA from Porites evermanni, 1073 nucleotides. Lineage: Eukaryota; Metazoa; Cnidaria; Anthozoa; Scleractinia; Poritidae. The record is from the annotation of a GenBank genome assembly.